Molecule: messenger RNA, 1167 nt
Organism: Populus nigra (black poplar)
Lineage: Eukaryota; Viridiplantae; Streptophyta; Magnoliopsida; Malpighiales; Salicaceae
Exons: 6
Coding region: 86-766 (226 amino acids)
Biological process (GO): positive regulation of DNA-templated transcription
Cellular component (GO): nucleus
Molecular function (GO): transcription coactivator activity
Source: RefSeq, a predicted model, not a curated record
CUGCAAAUUUUCUUUCAGAUUCUGCCCUUUCCCAAAAAAAAAAAAAAACCAAAGCGACCCAGUUGGUGAACAGAGCACAUUAGAGAUGCGAAGAGGUGGUGGAGGACGAAGGGCCUCUGGGAACUACACGAACCCGUGCUUGACCAUGCACCAACCAUGGGCGUCAUUGUUGGUCUAUGGUAUCAAACGCAUUGAAGGCAGGUCCUGGACUGCUCCUAUUAGAGGUUGCCUUUGGAUUCAUGCUGCAAGUAAAGUUCCGGAGGAAGAUACAAUCAAAGCAAUGGAAGAUUUCUAUAGAGAAAUUUAUGCAGCGAAUGGCAUCACUGACAUAAAGUUUCCAGAACAUUAUCCUGUUUCAAGACUUUUAGGGUGUGUUGAUGUGGUUGGCUGUGUUAGAUGUGAUGAGCUAGCAAGCUGGGAGGCAGUACCUGAAGGGGUGAGACUAGAAGGACAAACAAAUUUUUGCUGGCUUUGUGAACAGCCAAAGAAAUUGCUAGUUCCUUUUGAGAUGCGAGGCUAUCAACGUGUUUAUAACUUGGAAAAGAAGAUAUAUGAGGCUGCUGUUAGAGGUCUUGUCAGUGUUGAAGGUCCAAUGCCAGUAAAAUUUCCCCUUCCAGAUCCUCAAGAUCCCUUUUCCUUAAAACCAGGCUCUAUUUCUGAAGAGGUCUCUGAAAAUGAAGCAUCUGGAGUGGAGAAGUCAGAGAGUCUCAGUGCAGCAAUUGCUGGUGCACGAGCAGCAGCUUCACAGUUCAACAAGAAAGAUUAAAACCUUCUAACUAUUACCAUGAAAAAUUGCUAUUCCAACUCCACAAGCAUGGUCAACUUGACAGCAAAUCAUUGGAAGAAGAUAAAAUGCCACAGAGCUACUCAUGUGGACGUUCUGAUGAGGAAUCCUCAGUUCCGAGCCAGACAGAGCAACACAAUCCCAUUCAGUACUACGAAAGCGGUAGUCACAGUCAAACCUGUGAAGAUUUGAAAUAGAUUCCUGGAGCUUCAACUAAUGGUUUUUGUCAACUUAUCUGUGGUGAUCUUUUUUUAAUUCUGUUCUGUUGUUGCCUGCUUUAGUAAUUUUCCAGAUUCAACCAUGAAUGAGAGGGAUGAGUUCAUGCUCUUAUUGCAAUUUAAUAUAGUAAGAAAAUCCGGGCAGUUUCAAGUCUGAUUUCAGUA